Molecule: messenger RNA, 1101 nt
Organism: Aspergillus welwitschiae
Lineage: Eukaryota; Fungi; Ascomycota; Eurotiomycetes; Eurotiales; Aspergillaceae
Product: flavin reductase family protein
Exons: 2
Coding region: 1-1014 (337 amino acids)
Molecular function (GO): FMN binding
Source: RefSeq, a predicted model, not a curated record
AUGGCAACCGUAGCAGCUAAAAGCGUCACCCGGCUGACGGCCAAAACUCUAUCCCAGAGAACAUUUAGUGUCACGCCAUUUAUAUACACUAGAAUGAGUUCUUCAUCUGCUACUGCUGCAACGUCAGAAACAGAAGAUGCCACCAAAACAGCAAAAGCCAACUACCAGAUCGUCACCUCUCACCAUAACUUCCACGAAGCCGAAUCCCAAAGACCCAACUUCGACCACAAUACCCCCAUCAGUAUCACCAAGUCACCUUAUCCUACCUGGACAUACGGCCAAGGUGUGCCCGAUAACAACAACAGCGCCAGCAAAACCCACCACGAGAUCGAUCCCUACGCUGAGGAUCGCCCAAUGGUAAACAACUACCGACUGCUCGUGUCAGGCAUCGCACCUCGACCCAUCGGCUUCAUCAGCACUGUCUCCGGUGAUGGUAAGACCGAGAAUCUCGCGCCAUUCAGUUACUUCCAAGUCGUGGAUCACGACCCACCCAUGUUCAUUGUCGGGUUCUCAUCCCGUCCUGGUGCAGUCAAGGAUACGUACCGCAACCUGAAAGAGACGGGUGAGUGUGUGAUCAACACCGUUUCAGAGGGAAUGGUUGAGGCAGUGAACGCGACGUCAAUUGAUGCCCCAUAUGGGGUAUCCGAAUGGGAAGUCUCGGGGCUUGGUAAAGCUCCUAGUUCAACUGUCAAGGCGGCGAGGGUAAAAGAGUCGGUUUUCUCUAUCGAGGGAAAGGUUGUUGAUAUUAAAGAAUUUGAAGCCCAUAAGCCGGGCAUGAGCUCCCCUGCGGUGGUUUUGAUUCAAGCAACGAGGUUCUGGGUGCAGGAGGGUGCGGCGGAUGAGGAGUUUAGUCAUAUCGAUUUGGAGAAGUUGAGGCCUGUUGCACAGUUGGGUGGGGUCUCGUAUGGAAGAAUUACGUCGACGUUUGAGAGGCCUAGGAAGAAGUGGGAUGAUGAAGUUGGGAAGAGUGAGUUCCUGGCUGGUUUGGAGAGGAGGAAUAAGGGAAGUUUGUGAAUCUGGGCUUAGUCUUGUUAGAUAUAAAAUACUUCUCAUUCUAGACUAGGCGACUUAAUAGAAUGUUAAAUCAUAUGCAAGCUUUCU